This is a messenger RNA of Miniopterus natalensis, 2862 nucleotides long. It is a transcript of the gene TFAM, whose product is annotated as transcription factor A, mitochondrial. The record is from RefSeq and is a predicted model, not a curated record. Lineage: Eukaryota; Metazoa; Chordata; Mammalia; Chiroptera; Miniopteridae. Gene Ontology annotation, biological process: regulation of transcription by RNA polymerase II.
GUCGGCGUUGUUCUUUGGUGCCAGGGUGCUCUGCGAGGUUGGGGCCCGGCCGCUGCCGUGCCGGCGGGUGCGAUGCCGAUUCUCCGGGGCGUGUGGGGCGUGCUGGCUGCCCUGGGAAAGUCCGGAGCUGAUCUCUGCACGGACUGUGGGAGCCGACUGCGCUUUCCCUUCAGGUUUGUUUUUAUACCCAGAUGGUUUUCAUCCGCCUUGAGUAGUUAUCCCAAGAAGCCUAUGACUUCAUACGUUCGGUUUUCUAAAGAACAGCUAGCCAUAUUUAAAGCUCAGAACCCAGAUGCGAGAAAUUCAGAACUAAUUAAAAAAAUUGCCGAGAUAUGGAGGGAACUUCCUGAGUCAGAGAAAAAAAUAUAUGAAGAUGCUUACAAGGCAGACUGGCAGGCAUACAAAGAAGAGAUAAACAGAAUUCAAGAACAACUAACUCCAAGUCAGAAAGUAUCUUUGGAAAAAGAAAUGAUGCAAAAACGUUUAAAAAAGAAAUCAAUAAUAAAAAAGAGAGAGUUAACACUGCUUGGAAAACCGAAAAGACCUCGCUCAGCUUAUAACAUUUAUAUGUCUGAAUGCUUCCAAGAAGCUAAGGAUGGUACAUCACAGUUAAGGAUGAAGACUAUAAAUGAAAAGUGGAAAAAUCUCUCCAGUUCUGAAAAGGAAGUAUAUAUUCAGCUUGCUAAAGAUGAUAAAGUUCGUUAUUAUAGUGAAAUCAAAUCUUGGGAAGAACAGAUGGUUGAAGUUGGACGUGAAGAUCUUCUUCGCCGCAAAGUGAGGCUCCAGUCAAAGAACACUGAGGAGUAUUAAAUAGAAGACUGAGUUAUGUUCAUAAUGGAUAGAAGGAAGCCAAUUAGGUCUCAAUCUCUGAAACUGUUACAAAAUUAGAAGGAUAAAGUUGGUCAACAUUUUAUACUUAAUUCUUUUUUCUUUAGCCCAUGGACUUCUGCCAGGUCAAUACAUUUUGUAUUGGUAUCUUGCUUUGGAAAACUCAAACAUAUAAAAGUUCAUGUGAAAUUUAUUUUGUGUUUAGAAACUACUGAGGAUCAAAAUAAUCCAUGGAAUGUAUCAAUAAUCAUUUUACCUUUGAUAAAGGUGAGUCGUACUGUGAAGGUUUUUUAUAGUACCUGAUGACUGUGGAAAGAGUAUUCUUGUUUCCUUAUAUUACGGAGGCAGGGGUUUCCUAUUCAGAAGUGUCCCAAGUCAUAGAGCCAUAGUGUUCUAUGAUUAAUUGUGGAUUUUUAAAAGAGCACCCAGAUCUCAUUUACGUCAGUUCCAGAUCCUAGGUAUCAUUUCUAUUCAGAGCUGAUUGUUAUACAGGAAAGGGCUUGCUGGUUUCAGUUGCAACCUUUUGUACAAGAGAUGGAGAGAUUUGUAAACCUUUUUCUCUUUGCCUGUUUCCUAAAGUAAAAACAAAGAAAUUAUGUACCAAAUCUAUGCAUAUUGUUUUAUAUUGCAUAGAAUACAAUUUGUUUCCUAAUUACAUGUUUAAGGUGAAACAUUUGUUUUACAGCUUCUUUCUGUCUUUUUUUAAAGUAGGGCUUUGUACUUUGAAUUAGUUUUCCCCUCUCAUGUGAGUAUAUUUAUCCAGAAAGUAGAGAACUUGUCUGGUAAGUUUUAAACUGAAAGAUCCAGAAACAAGUUUCCAAAGUCUCUGGACUUGGAACCUGUAAUUUUAAAACAUUUUAUAUAAGAUAAAAGACUAUAUAAGGGACAGCCAGCUCUGGCCCAUGGGCCAAAUCUAUGCCUGCUUUUCAUGACCUAUGACCUAAAAAUUGUGUUUGCAAUCUUAAGUGGUUUAAAAAAAAGAUUAUUUCAAGACACAUGAAAAUGAACAUCAGGUUCAGUGUUCAUAAAUAAAAUUUAUUGGGAUACAGCCAUACUCCUUCAUUUAUUUGUUAUUUAUGGCUGCUUUUUUGCAACAAUGGAAGAGCUGAGUAGUUGCUUCAGAGACUGUGUAGUCUGCAAAGCCUAAAGUAUUUACUAUCUGACCCUUUACAGAAAGUUUGCCAACCCAUGGUCUGCAGUAUAGUGUAGUGUAGUGACAAGUGUAUUAAUAUGUUGGGAUAAGUUUUUUUAACCAAUUGAGAGGUUCUUGUUUUAGAAUCUUUGUCACCAUGGUCUUAAGAGGAAAGAGGUCAAAUCACAGAAGAAGCUAAACAAACUGUUUCCCCACAGCAUUAACAAGAAAAAUAAUCUUGUUUCACAUUACGUUGUAGUGUAAUAAAAGAGUUCCAUCUAGUAUGGAAUGUGAUUCUUUGAAGUAUUUCCUGACUUGGUAAAUGAAUCUUAAGAGUUUUCCAGUUAGACAUAGCACAAAAACCCUACCAUCUUUUAGCAUUUGUUUAUCCUCUUAAGAGAGUCAAGCAAAAGUUUUCAAAGUUCACACUACCUUUUUUGAGCAAAAGAGUUCAUCUUUCAUCAUCAGUUCAUAGGAAUUGUAUAACUCAAACUUAUACCUACCUUAUAUUAUGCAGACUAUUUAGAGAGUCUGGAUUCUAGAUCUCCAGAAAAGUUUUGAGGAUUUUUGUUUGUGGAUAGAAAAUAGGAAGUCAUGACUUGUUCGUUACUGAACUUGACAAAAGUAUGUUCUGAAGAGAAAAAUAUAACAAGAGGAAGCGUAAGAUUUAAAUGUAUGAAGCUGAGUGUUUUCAAACAAUGUCCCCCUGUGGUUAUGAAUACAGGACAAAGUCGGCUAUUAGUUAAAUAGACACCCUGAGGGGAGAGGUUGGGAAGAAGGGGUGUGCUGGUGUCUAUCACAAUUUUUCUCAGUUGGGUUUCUAGGAGAGAUUAAGCCCUAACUCCCUGUCGCAUUUAGAACGGUACUGAUUAUGUACUGUACUUAGGAGAGUGGAGAAAAUA